Molecule: messenger RNA, 3473 nt
Organism: Bombus terrestris (buff-tailed bumblebee)
Lineage: Eukaryota; Metazoa; Arthropoda; Insecta; Hymenoptera; Apidae
Product: nuclear RNA export factor 2-like
Exons: 1
Coding region: 673-2286 (537 amino acids)
Biological process (GO): poly(A)+ mRNA export from nucleus
Cellular component (GO): nucleus
Molecular function (GO): RNA binding; protein binding
Source: RefSeq, a predicted model, not a curated record
UAUUUGUUAAAAUUAAAUAUAUAUUGGUUCUCGAAACAAAUAUUCAAUAUCUCUGUUACUGAAUUGUAGACGCAAUAAAAAUGAGUAAAAGUUAAUGUAAGAAAUACAAUAUUUUCUGCAACUAAAAUUUAAAGUAGGAAUAUUUGGGGUUAAGAUAUUUAAUUCAUUUCUUAAAAGUUUCAAAUAUUAAGGUUUUGAACAAAUAUUUUUGUUUUUACAUAUUAUAUACACUUUGUUAGAAAUCAAAUCUUAAUAAAUCGUUUCGUAUAAGAAAAAUAUUAUGUAAGUACAAAAAAAUUUGUUUUAUAUAAUAUUCGUAAUUUAAAUAAAAAUGUAAUGCGAGCAUUAGUAAGUACGUGUCACUCAAUACUUAAUAUAAAUCGUUGAAUUAGUGAUAUUCUUUCAAAAAGUAAUAUUUUUUGUAUAGGGAAAUUUAUCUGAACAAUGUAUUGUAUGUCUAAACAAUUGUAUAGAGAAAUCUUUUAUAUAUUUACUAAAUAUUGUUUGAUUAAAAUUAAUUUCUAAUGCUUUCUAACUAUUUGUCAAUAAAUCUUAUAAAUUUAAGCGAUUGUAUUGUGAAUUAAUUUCAUAUUUUAUUACUUUUAAUUUUAUUAUUGCUUUUUGUGAAAACAUAAACUUUAUAAAUCAACAUUAUAUACAUCAUCAAGAACAAUGACAAAUGCAGAAGUUGUUAAAAAUAUGUCAGACUGGGAACCAUUGCGACUGACAUAUACUAAACCAUCAUUUAAUACUCAAGAAUCAACUUUGGCAGCACGACAAGAUUUAUGGCACAAAUUCAUUUUAUUUGGCAUAGGACAAUAUAAAGCAACAGAAGUGUUGAGAACUGUUAUUGUUGCUUGUGAACCUGAAAUUAUAUUACCCAUUAUGUAUAAAGAGGAAAGUCCCAACAAAAGUACAUUCCUGACAAAAUGUAGCUGCAGCGCUAUUGAAAAUCUUGUAAAGCAAGGUUUAUGCAUAACAUUGUCAAAUGGACAAGAAUUACGUAUUGAUAUUAUAUUGGGAUAUACAGAUUCUCAAAGUUUACAAUUGAAUCCUAAUAGAAUUAUAGCACAGGCACUUUAUUAUAGGUAUGAACCUACAAAAAAGGUAUUGAACCUUGAUGAUUUUGAAAAUGAAAAGUCAUUAAACUCUAUAUAUUGUCCCAUAUCUUUACCUAAAAUAUUACACUUUGUUUUAAGAUGUACUAAAAUGGGUAUUUUAAGCAAUAAUCGUGAUUCACGGUUACCUGUUAGAGAACUGACUUUAAGAUAUAAUCAAAUUACAGGCAUUGUCUUUUUUGAAAAAUUUUUUAAUUAUCAUUUAACCAAAUUAGACUUACGUCAUAAUCAAAUCACAGAUGUGGAAUACUUACGCUAUUUUAGUGAGUUUAAAAUAAGUGAACUUUGGUUGGAUGGGAAUCCACUGUGUGCAAAAUACAGCAAGUGUCAAGAUUAUGUGCAAGCAGUAAAAAAUGUUUUUCCUCAUUUACAAAAAUUGGAUGGAAUUGUAAUAGGUAUGGAACAAAAGUUUGUUCCUAAUAUUCAAAGUAACUUUCUAAGAGAUGGUACAAGUACUUGUUUGAUCAAACAAUUUGUGAAGCAUUUUUUCACAUUAUAUGAUCAAGAUGAUAGACAAGUGAUGAAUGGUUUAUAUGACAGAGAUGCACUUUAUUCUAUGACUCUGGGAUCUGUUUCAAAUUACAUUCAUAAACAGCUAACUAAGACGUUUGUUACAAACAGAAAUUUACUAAAAUUUGUUGAUUAUGCAAAGUGCCAAGAAUUUUUAUUACGUGGACCAGAAAAAAUCAUUUCUGCGCUCAGAAAUCAACCGCCUACGAUACAUCACUUUAAAACAUUUUAUAUAGAUUUAUUGUAUGAAGGAGAGAUUCAUAUUGCAAUUUCUGUGCAAGGAAUGUUCUCAUUUCGAGACAUUCACCAAUGUCCUCCAAUGUUUUUCAAUAGAACUUUUAUGAUUAUGAAAAAAGAAGAUAAUGAAUAUUGCAUUACUAAUGAUCAGUGUUAUCUUGAUGGAACACCUGCUAAUGGCACUUUGUCGGGAAACAGUGAAAUAAGGUUUGAAUCAAAAGGUGCUCCAAAAUUUAUUCCAACAGUGUUUAGUGUUUCUGAAAAAGAACAAUUACUUACAUUUUUACAUGAAUUAACUACAAUGAAUAUGAAAUUUUGUCACCAAUAUCUUGAAGAUGCCAACUGGGAUAUUAGAACUGCUAUUGUGACAUUUAUGAAUAUGUAUACAGUCAACAAUGUGCCACCUGAAGCUUUUCUAUAAUAUGUAUUUUACUGUAUAAUAUUUAUAUAAUAUAGAUGUCAUUAUUUGUUACAUGCCUGUAAUAUAACAAGAAAAUUGUAUAAUUGUACUAUAAAUUUGUACCUAUGUAAAAUAUUAAAUUAGUUUUAUUUUAUAUAAGUACAGAAAAAAUUCAUUUUCAACUUCAUAUAAUAAUUUCAUUAAUAUUAUUUUUAAAAAUAUAUUACUACCUGAAUAAAAUAAGUGCCAUUUUUAUAAAAAAAAUCUUUAUUUCAUUUUAUACAAAAUAUAAAAUUACAAUUUUCAUGAUAUUAACAACCUUGUUGUGUAUUUAGCAGAGCAAUGGUUUUAUUUAUAUAUGGUAUGGUAUUCACAUUUGAAUUUACUCCUAAUUCAAAUACUUUUUGCAUUAACGGUAAAGCGUGUUCUGAAAUAAAAUAUAAUUUAUCAGAAUACAACAUAUAUUAUCAAAAGAGGUACUAGAAUAAACUAAAGAGAAAUAUACCUUGCAUACAUAAUACAAUUUCUGGUAAUUUCUCUAGAGCUGACAUUAAUAUAUCAGCUCUAGAACUAUCCAAACACCUUUGAAAUGCAGACAAGAUAUUUGCAUUUGAUGCUGGAUGAUGUUUUAAUGCUCUUGCUAAUAAUGUAUGAGCAAGAGAUCUUAUGUUACUUUGCGGAGAUACAAGCAAUUCUGCUAUAUUGUCUGUUAUAGAUUCCAAGACUGAAGGUUUUCGUGAUGACAAAUGCUCAAUUUCUUGAAGAGCGCUAAAUACAUCUAAAGCAUAAUAUUAAAAUUUGUAUAUUCUAAUAUUAUAACGAUAUUUAAAUUGAAAUUAAAUCAUAUUUUCUAAUCAUACCUUCACCUUGCAGUUUAGAUAAUGUAGUUAACAAUGAAGGCCAAUGCUGUGGAAUAAUGGAUUCUGUUGGAGGUGGAGUAGGAGGAACAGUAAUUAAAAUCUCCUCUAUGUCUUCUCCUUCUCUUGGCAUUGGAAUGCCUGAUACAAGCGUUCUAAGUGUAACUAGAUUCGGAUAAUGUACCUGCAAUUCACUAUAUGUAAGUGUAAGCUGAUAUCUGAAAUUCAUAGAAGAAAUUAUAGUUACUACUUACUGUAGAGCCUGAGCAUGUUUCUGCAAAUAUUUCAAUGCCCUUUGUGCAUUAUAAGAGAUGUAUGCUUGUAGUAAUGUAAUAAAUCUAUUUAAGAGUG